This is a messenger RNA of Armigeres subalbatus, 707 nucleotides long. RefSeq names its product poly [ADP-ribose] polymerase tankyrase-like. The transcript has 2 exons. Lineage: Eukaryota; Metazoa; Arthropoda; Insecta; Diptera; Culicidae. The record is from RefSeq and is a predicted model, not a curated record. Gene Ontology annotation, molecular function: protein binding. The annotation marks the transcript as partial.
GAGUGUGUUUGUUUACCUCUACACCGGUUUAGACCAGUUUCUUCCGCGCUUUUUGUUGUCACAGGUUAUAAAUAACCUAUACGGUAUACGGUCGCAGGGAAGUGGUUGAAUUUUUGCUCACCAACGAUGCAUCGAUCCAGGUCCGAGACGAUGGAGGACUCCACCCGCAGCAAUGCGUGUUCGUUUGGUUAUGCCGAUGUCGUUCGCUUGCUGCUGGAAACCGGCGCCAAUCCAAAUACCCGGGACAACUGGAACUAUACCGAGGCCGCCAGCAAGGGUAAAGUGGAUGUGUGCAUUGCCCUACUGGAGCAUGGUGCUGAUCCAAACAUUAGGAAUUCUGAGAACAAAAUUCCUUUGGAUCUUGCUGAUCCUUGUACCCGGCCGGUUCUGACGGGCAAGUACAGGAAGGAUGAACUGUUGGAGGCAGCGCGGUUCGGAUCCGAAGAGCGACUGGCGGUGAUGGGCCACGAAGGUCUGAAACAGGUCGGCGUAUCGGCGUACGGAUUCCGGCACAAAAUUCUGAAAGGCAUCGCCACCCUCCGGGCCACCACGCACAGGGCUAGGGCUAACUCCGAACCCGGUCACUCUUCUGGUGGAUUUACUUCCCGACGACAAGGAGUUUCUUACCGUCGAAGAAGAAAUGCAAGCGACGAUGUCGGGAUAAUGGUCACGCUGGCGGUUAUUUCAAUCGAUACAACAUCGUUAGG